ACACACCCUCCCGAAUGGUACCGGCGUCUCACGGAGACUCAUUCGAAGAACGGGGCGCACGAAAGUUCCUAAUUUACUUCGAGACAAGUUCGACCAGAUUCGCGAACUUCAAAACGAUGCUGUUCGCUCCUCCGCCUAUCCAUUCAUGUAAGGACGAAAUUAUUCUCGUCGGCUAAGCCUCAGCCGCAAUGGCCGUCCUGAACUUGACUCUCAGUGAGGACGCCGUCGUCGCCCUUCGCGAUGCCCUCAUCUGCCUUAAUAAGUUCAGCGACGACGUUUCUCUCGAAGCUCAGAAGGACAAGCUCAUCCUCACUGCUCUUAAUUCAUCCAAAUCUGCAUAUGCUUGUUUUUCGUUCUCUGCCACGCGCUUCUGCUCGCGUUAUCACUUUGAAGGCAGCUCUCAGAACCAUGAAAAAUUCUAUUGUACCCUCUACAUCCGAGCUCUUAUUUCCAUCUUCCGCAGCCGAGUGGGCGGAGAUCCGCAGCGUGACCGUGAGAAGGAGACUCUCAUUGACCGCUGUGAGGUCGCCAUCGAGGAUGGACCGGGCGUCCAAAGCCGCUUCAUCGCCAAGCUCGUCUUCCGGAACGGUAUCGCCUCCACGCAUCGUCUCCCUUUUGAGGUUGUGGUGCCCGUUCACGCCAAGUUCAAUCGUGAGGAGGCAGUAAAUCACUGGACCAUCCCAUCGAGGACGCUGCGGCAGCUGAUGGAUCAUUUCGGACCCGGCGUGGAGCUUUUGGACGUCAACUCGGAUGGAGAGCAUGUCAAAUUCACCUGUUUCACCGAAAAGACGGUCAAUGGAGACGAGGUUCUCAAGAAGCCGCUACGUACAUCUAUAGCCAUCGAGGUUGACGAAUUCGAGGACCUCAAAAUCGAAGACAGCCUCCACAUCGUCAUCAACGUGCGCGACUUCCGGGCCAUUAUCCAGCACGCCGGUAUUUCCGGUACCAAUGUGAUGGCCCGCUACUCUGGUCCAGCCCGUCCGUUGCAGCUGACCUACCCAGGCGACGCCGUGUCUUGCGAGUUUCUCCUGAUGACCGUCGGUGAGCGCACCGCCAACCCUCCCCAUAAAACCAAGAGGGGGAAAAGCGUCAAUAGCACAAAGGGGCCACGGCAGCAACAGCUCGAAGCCGCGUCUAGGAGACAGAGUGCUGCGCCGUCAGAACAGCUCCAGGGUGCCCCGCAACCUCAAGCCUCGGGUCAUGCACAGUCCAGACUAGGUGGUGCACAACCGCCUCCGCCCCAGCAUCCAAUGCUUUCGGCCGGGUCGAAUGUCGGAAGAAUGUCAGCGUUUGAUCUCCGUCCGUCUCAACGGCCAGCUCCGCCGCCUACUAUGCGCUCGGAGGGCCUGUUUGUAGAUGACUACCAGUGGGAGCCAGUUCACGAGGAUGACGAGGAAACAGAGGAGAACGCUAGGUUAGAAUGGGACCAGAGCGUCCAAACUGCCGAGCCUACGUCCCGCAUGGACCGCACCAUGUCCGACGCGGACGAAACGAACGAAGCGAACGCAGACGCCACCCAAGCGAGCAGUGUUGGCUUGGAGCCGACGCAGCGUCUUUCAGAAGUGGAGCGUAUGGGACUAUUCUUCCGUGAAUAGACUGGGAGAAGCAGGGUGACAUCGAUCCCACCACACUAUUGUUCUCUGCUGG
Molecule: messenger RNA, 1647 nt
Organism: Sodiomyces alkalinus F11
Lineage: Eukaryota; Fungi; Ascomycota; Sordariomycetes; Glomerellales; Plectosphaerellaceae
Exons: 5
Coding region: 189-1595 (468 amino acids)
Biological process (GO): DNA repair; cellular response to ionizing radiation; DNA replication checkpoint signaling
Cellular component (GO): checkpoint clamp complex
Source: RefSeq, a predicted model, not a curated record